Messenger RNA from Aspergillus chevalieri, 636 nucleotides. RefSeq names its product peptide-methionine-S-sulfoxide reductase (gene MXR1). Gene Ontology annotation, molecular function: peptide-methionine (S)-S-oxide reductase activity. The record is from RefSeq and is a predicted model, not a curated record. The coding region runs from base 1 to 636 and encodes 211 amino acids. Lineage: Eukaryota; Fungi; Ascomycota; Eurotiomycetes; Eurotiales; Aspergillaceae. The transcript is spliced from 3 exons.
AUGACGUUUGCGCCCGCGAUUGGCUCAACACUUUUCUCACGACUUUUCCGUCCUUUCUCGACUAGUUCCCCGUUCUUUUCUUUGGCACCCGAGUCGGCCUCGCGCAACAGCAAUCAAAUGUCGGAGAAAGCUACAGUGGCGGCAGGCUGUUUCUGGGGCGUGGAGCACCUGUUCCGGAAGGAAUUCGGCAAUGGAAAAGGUCUCUUGGAUGCUAGGGUGGGAUAUUCUGGCGGAAACACCUCGUCGCCGACGUACCGGGCUGUGUGUAGCGGGAAUACUGGUCAUGCCGAAGCCCUCCAGGUAACCUUCGACCCCUCCAUCGUCAGCUACCGCCAGCUUCUGGAAUUCUUCUACCGCAUGCACGACCCCACAACGCUCAACCGCCAGGGCCCGGACGUCGGCACCCAGUACCGCAGCGCGGUCUUCACGCACGGCGAUGAACAGCACAAGAUUGCGCACGAUAUCACGGACAAGGUUAGCAAGGAGUGGUAUAAGCAGCCGCUUAGCACGCAGAUUAUUGAGGCGGGUGAGUGGUGGGAUGCGGAGGACUAUCACCAGUUGUAUUUGAAGAAGAACCCGUCGGGAUAUGAAUGUCCUGCUCACUUCGUGAGGUCUUUCCCGCCGCUUUCUGCGUGA